Molecule: messenger RNA, 3210 nt
Organism: Eimeria maxima
Lineage: Eukaryota; Apicomplexa; Conoidasida; Eucoccidiorida; Eimeriidae
Product: F-box domain containing protein, putative
Exons: 5
Coding region: 1-3210 (1069 amino acids)
Biological process (GO): regulation of transcription by RNA polymerase II
Cellular component (GO): nucleus
Molecular function (GO): transcription cis-regulatory region binding
Source: RefSeq, a predicted model, not a curated record
AUGCAACAAACUAAUCCAACUGCAGCAACAACAGCAGCAGCAGCAACUGCAGCAACAGAUGCAGCAACAACUGCAGCAACAGCAGCAACAGCAACAGAUGACACAGCACAAGAUCUUGACUUUCUUUGGGCUGGAUAUGUUGAUCCACCUGCACGCUAUAGCAGCAGCAGCAGCAGCAGCAGCAAACUACGUGCACCUUUGCUGCCAGCAGAAGCCCCUGUGUCGCUGCUACUGCAGGAGGCUAGGGAGAUGCAGCAACAGAUGCAGCUGCAGCAACAACAACAGCAGCAGCAGGAUUCUCAUCCAGCUCCCUUUUGCUGCGGCCUACAAAAAAAUAAUAUAUUUGCUGCUGCAGUGCAGCAGCAGCAGCAGCAAAUCCGCCGCAGCAAACAUCUCGUUACUUGGCUAAGGCGCAGCUGCAGCACCAUCAAAAUAUGGGCUGUAGCAGAUGGUUCUCUUUGCCACAGUUUGCCAGCUCCUUCCUCUGGUGCAUCAUUUUUACGUCUUCGUCAGUUGCCUCAUCCACAGAGUUUGCAGCAGCACCAGCAGCAGCAGCAGCAGCAGCAGCAUUAUCUUCUUGCUGCUCUUGAUAACAACGGGCAGCUAACAUUAUAUGACAGCAGCAGCAGCUUCUCUAGUGUAUGUACAUUCAGCUGCAGCGGGGGAGGAGGACCCAUUGCUCGUCAUAGCUUCUCUGCUCACCAUCUAAUUGUGCUGCAGCAGAUGCAUGUAGAGCACCUGCUGCUGCUGCACCAACGAAUGAUGCAGCAGCAGCAGCAGCAGCAGCAGCAGCAACAGCAGCAGCAGCAGCAGGGUGAAACGGCAGCAGCAGAUUCUACAAAUCUUUCAGCUACGGCGCCAACGCUUUUCGAUAGGACUGUUGCUGCUGCUGCUCUGCCGCUGCUGCGCAGACAAGCAGGCAGCAGCAGCAGCAGCAGCAGGAGCAGCAGGACUGGUGGAACAGGUGUGCCAGGCAGCUCGCAGGAGGAGCAGCUGCAGCAGCAGCAGCAAGCCUUACAAAUGCUGCAGCAGCUGCAGCAGCACGGCGAUCUGCGGCUCCUGCAAAGCACAGGACUUCUUAGUGUUGUUAAAGUCUGGUCUCUUGAACAGCUGCACCGCGUCGCCUUCUCAGCUCUGCGCCAAGGGUCUCAGCAGCAGCAGCAACAAGGGCAGCAACCGCAGCAGCAGCCAGAGCAGCAAGUGCAGCAGCAGCAGCAGCAGGAGGAGGAGAUUCCUUUGCGUGCUGUAGCAACGACAUCUCAACAGCAGGAGCAACAGCAGCAACAGCAGCAACAGCAGCAGCAACAGCAACAGCAACAGCAGCAGCGACGCAGGAAAGCACAUAGGCUUGGUGCCACCUUCGGUGCAGUCUGCUGCUUUGACGGCUGCACCAGCAGCAGCAACAGCAGCAGGAGUAGCCGCAGGAAGUGUUGCUGGAGCCAUCGCCGAAGCGAACACAGGUCUUGCUGCUGCUGCGCAUGCGGCAGUCACAGCUGCAGCCUCCUCCCUGCAGCAGCAGCAACAACUGCAGCAGCUGCUGCUGCUGAGACGGCGGAACCAAACGUGAGCGGGAACAGCAGCUGCUGCAGCAAGGGCAAAGGGAAAGUUGUCAGGAGCUGCAGCAGCAACAGCAGCAGCCGCUGCUGCAGCAACAACUCCGACAGCAGCAGCAGAAGCCAAGACACCCAAAACACUUCGCAGGAGGUGAGCAGCAGCUGCUGCAGCAGCUGCUGCAGCCCUGCAGCAGGUAUUUUUCUUGAGGGAAGUGUGGGUUGCUGCAGCAGCGACAACUGCAGCAGCAGCAACAGCAGCAGCACCAGCAGCAGCAACAACCGAGUGAACGUGAAGAAGAGAGGCAGACACGCUAGCAGCAGCAGCAGCAGCAGCAGCAGCAGCGGGAGUGGCAAGAGGCCAGCAUAUCGCUGCGGUCCUUGCUUGUCCAGACAACAGCAGCAGCAACACCAACAGCAGCAGCAGCAGCAGCAGAAUAUUGGAGAUCCACCUCCUGUGCCUGUAGCUGCAACAACAGCUGCAGCAACAGCUGCAGCACCCACAGCAGCAGCAACAGCAGCAACAGCAGCAGAAGAAGGAGCCUCAGCUGUCUGUAAGGAGGCAGGUUGGAUGACUGUAGCUGCGGCUGCUACUGGAGAUGCUGCUGCCACUGCAGCAGCAGCAGCGGCAGCAUCUAAGGAAAGUUGCUGCUGCUGCGUUGCUGUCGAUCCCCUCGAUCCCGAUCCCCAGGUGCCUCUUAGCUUUAUCAGCCGUUGCUGCUGCUGCUGCUGCUGCUGCUGCGCCCGCGAAGAUGUUGAGGCGGCAACAGCAGCAGCUGGGAAAGCAGCGAAGCAGGAGGAGGAGGAGCAGCAGCAGCAACAACAACAACAACAGGAGAAACAAAAGCAUCAGGACCUGCUUCAGGAGGAGCUUCAGCAACAGCAGCAGCAGCAGCAGCAGCAGGUGAGGGCCCCUAUUCAGGUGUCUGUACAGCCUACAGCCUUUUUUUAUUUUCCUCCUUCUGUCUAUUUUUGUGACAUAAUUGACAAUCAGCUGCUAGCUGUAUGGAGGACCCCGCAGCAGCAGCAGCAGCAGCUGCAGCUGCAGCAGCAGCAGGUGCAGCUGCAGCAGCAACUCACGUUGCAGCAGCGUAUGCAGCAACAGUUACGCCAACAGUUCCUUGUUCAACAAAAUUACUUCAUGUACAUGCAAGAGAGUGAGCAACAGCAGCAGCAGCAGCAGCAACAGCAGCAGCAGCAGCAGCAGCAGCAGCAAUGGCAGCAGCAGCAGCGGCAGCAGGACCACCAAUGGGCACUUUUUCAUUUGCAGCGGCUGCAGCGACGACUGCAGCAGCAGCUGCAGCAUUAUCAGCAGCAGCAGAUGCAGCAGCUGCGGCUGCUGCAGCAGCUAGAACAAGCAGAGGCCUCUUCUGUUGUUGGAUCCGAGCUACUAGCUGAUUGGGAAGUUUUUGACGUCCUCAAUCCAAUUCUUCUCCAACAACGAGCUCGAGCUAGCAGCAGCAGCAGCAGCAGCAACAGCAGCAGCAGCAGCAGCAACAGCAGCAGCAGCAGCAGUAAUAGUAGCAGUAAUAGUAGUAGUAUAAAUAGAGCAACACCAGCAGCAGGAAUAACAACAACAACAGCAGCAGCAGCAGCAACAACAACAACAACAACAACAACAGCAGCAGCAGGAGAAGAAGACGUAGAAGAAGACUACUAG